Messenger RNA from Physcomitrium patens, 1005 nucleotides. Its product is annotated as SUMO-conjugating enzyme UBC9. NCBI's taxonomy places the organism in Eukaryota, Viridiplantae, Streptophyta, Bryopsida, Funariales, Funariaceae. The record is from RefSeq and is a predicted model, not a curated record.
CUCGAAACCUAUUGCUCGUCUGGGGGAAUCAGAGGUGUGAGAGGAGAGGAGAGGAACUUGUGAAUUGCGCGGUCUCGUUGCAUGCGUGCGAGUAAGAUAGUGUUCCUAGAUGGCGUCCAAGCGGAUAUUGAAAGAGUUGAAAGACUUGCAGAAGGAUCCGCCCACAUCGUGCAGCGCAGGUCCUGUGGCAGAGGACAUGUUCCACUGGCAAGCAACGAUCAUGGGGCCCCAAGAUAGUCCGUAUUCUGGUGGUGUGUUUUUGGUUACCAUUCACUUCCCACCUGAUUAUCCAUUCAAGCCCCCAAAGGUUGCUUUCAGAACUAAGGUAUUUCAUCCCAAUAUUAAUAGCAACGGGAGCAUAUGCUUGGACAUUCUUAAGGAACAGUGGAGUCCUGCCCUCACUAUAUCAAAAGUUUUGCUGUCAAUAUGUUCUCUGCUUACAGACCCCAAUCCCGACGAUCCUCUUGUUCCAGAGAUUGCCCAUAUGUACAAAACAGACAAGACAAAGUAUGAAGGCACAGCGAGAAAUUGGACACAGAAGUACGCAAUGAUUUGAUAGGAUAAUUACAACAGGCUCUUGCGGCAUGGUAGGGAGGCGGUGGAGGUGUAACAUAGGGAGUUCAUAUGCAGUUCAGCAGAAAUGCAUCAGUAGUAGUGUUUCUAUGUCCAACAUGUUCUCUAUGUUGCACACAAUUCACAGGCCCAUGUUGUGCAGCACUGAAGUGUUGUGAGGAGCUUGCAUGUCACAAUAAGUGCGCAUCGUAGUGAAAUAGCACUUCAGGAUCUUCCAGACCUUUGCCUUCCGUUCUUGCAUCUUUGUUCGGGGUAUAAUAUCGCUAGAAUGUGAGGGACUUAACAUCUACCUGUACGUGGCAUCAUAGUGCAAUUCAUGGCAUAAGUUGUAUUGUAGGGUGUGUCAUGCACGUACUUGCUAUCAUAGCGGCCCUAAACCCUUGAUAAAAUUCGUCUAUGAUUCUCUGGAAGGAAAUGACGUACUUUUUUCUC